Molecule: messenger RNA, 1182 nt
Organism: Olea europaea var. sylvestris
Lineage: Eukaryota; Viridiplantae; Streptophyta; Magnoliopsida; Lamiales; Oleaceae
Product: zinc finger MYM-type protein 1-like
Exons: 4
Coding region: 1-1182 (393 amino acids)
Source: RefSeq, a predicted model, not a curated record
AUGUUGAAUGAGGAUGAAGUGGAGAUUCAACAUGCCCAUGUUAAUGAAGUAGAUGAUAAGGAUGAAGAAUUGUUUAAAACACCAAUAAAUGUGACCAAAGUUGGCGAACUAAGUAAUGGUGGAUUCAACGAUUGGCAUAAUUUGUAUCGAUCUAUUAAAAGUCAUGAAGGAAAUGAGGAGCAUUUACGUUACAUGACUAGCUGGAUUAAAUUGGAAAAUAGAGAACAUUGGAGACAUGUAUUAACAAGGAUAAUUGCUAUUGUGAAAAGACUUGCGAAAAACAUAUUGUCAUUUCGAGGAGAUGAUGAGAGGCUACAUGUUGAGAACAAUGGCCUAUUUUUACAAAUUGUGGAAAUGGUUAGUGAAUUUGAUCCAGUAAUGCAAGAGCACCUUCGGCGGGCUAAAGCAAGAGAGAUUCAACAUACAUAUAUUGGCAAAAAAAUUCAAAAUGAGUUGAUACAGUUGUUGGCUAAUGAGGUGAGAAGUUCAAUUGUAAAGAAAGUUAAACAUGCAAAAUAUUUCGCAGUUAUACUUGAUUGUACUCCAAAUGCAAGUCACGAGGAGCAAAUGUCUUUAAUUGUACGAUUUAUAGAUGAUUCGGCAAACUUACCUACAGUUGAAGAACAUUGGCUAAAAUUUUUGAAGGUAGAUGACACAACAGGACUUGGACAUGUAACCGAGCUUCAAAAGGCUUUGAUAAAAAUUGAUCUCGAUAUGGAUGACAUUAGAGGGCAAAGAUAUGACAACGAAUCUAACAUGAGCGGGAAGCACAAAGGCUGUAUCCUUCUUCGGAGUGAUACAACGCAUCUACACAUUUUUUCCUCUUCUACCAAGCGAUGGAAAAUUUUCAAAGAUAAUGUACAAGGGUUGACAGUGAAGCCAUUGUCACAAACACGUUGGGAAAGUCAUGUUGAAAGUGUGAAGCCUAUAAUGAAGCAAACUGCACAGAUAAGAGAUGCAUUACUUGAUUUGGUAGAAAGUAAUGAAAAUCCUAAAGUGAAGAAUGAAGCUGAGUCGUUAACAACACAUGAACUUCAAAAUUUUGAGUUUUUACUUAGCAUGAUAAUCUGGUACAGAUUGUUGCAUGCUGUCAAUAUUGUGAGUAAAUUUCUUCAAACCAAAUCCAUGGAUAUUGAUCAUGCUAUCGAUCUCUUGCAAGGACUUGUUUCAUUUCUUGAAUAA